Penicilliopsis zonata CBS 506.65 is the source of this 597-nucleotide messenger RNA. RefSeq lists its product as hypothetical. The coding region runs from base 1 to 597 and encodes 198 amino acids. The transcript is spliced from 2 exons. NCBI's taxonomy places the organism in Eukaryota, Fungi, Ascomycota, Eurotiomycetes, Eurotiales, Aspergillaceae. The record is from RefSeq and is a predicted model, not a curated record.
AUGAGCGACGCUGUUGCCCACGCUAACCAGGGCGAAUUCAAGCCUUCGGUCCAUUCCACCGCCCCUAUGGAACAGGAAGGCCACCAGCCAGGCCGCAAAGUCGCACCGGCAGACCACAGGCCCGAAUACCGUGCCGAAACUUUCCCUCCUGGCACUGCCCCAGCCAGCAGCUCGUACCAGCCCAACCCGGUCAGCGACCCUGGUAGCCAGGCGCUGAACCCGCUCACAGACCGCGCCCACGGGAAGGAGAAGGUCUUUACGUCCGCCGGGUUGACUUUACGCGGCGCCACGUCGCAGGACGUUCACAGGGGUCUAGGCCACCCGGGAUCCGGUAUGACAAACACCGAGAUCCGCCAUGAUGGUCAACACGGGCGGAAGCACCAGAGCCACAGCCUUGAAGGUGUCGGCGCGACCAGGGAGGACAAGUAUGAGCGUGCUCUGCCCGACCAGCGCGGCAUCGAGCGGGAGGAAGCAAUGGGUGGCCAACAUGGGAACAAGGGAGUGGCCGAGGAGCUGCUUUCUACCAGUGCGGAGACGGUGGCCCACGAAUGGAAGUAUGAACCUGGCACGAAGAGAGGCCAGUCGCAUAUCAAAUGA